UACCACCCGCAGGCAGUAGAGUCGAGGGCCGAGUUCCGAUAGCCGCGCUGGAUGGAAGGCCUCCGUUCGCGGCGCUGUCUCUGUAGGCGGUUAUGAGUUUGGCUGGGGGCCGAGCCCCCCGGAAGACCGCAGGGAACCGGCUUUCUGGCCUCUUGGAAGCAGAGGAGGAAGACGAGUUCUACCAGACGACUUAUGGGGGUUUCACCGAGGAAUCUGGAGAUGAUGAGUAUCAAGGGGACCAGUCAGACACAGAGGAUGAAGUGGAUUCUGACUUUGACAUUGAUGAAGGGGAUGAACCAUCCAGUGAUGGAGAAGCAGAAGAGCCCAGGAGGAAGCGCCGUGUAGUCACCAAAGCAUAUAAGGAGCCUCUCAAGAGCUUGAGGCCUCGAAAGGUCAGCACUCCAGCUGGUAGCUCUCAGAAGGCCCGAGAAGAGAAAGUACUGCUGCCAUUAGAACUACAGGAUGACGGCUCUGACAGUCGGAAGUCCAUGCGUCAGUCUACAGCUGAGCAUACACGACAGACAUUCCUUCGGGUACAGGAGAGGCAGGGCCAGUCACGGCGGCGGAAGGGGCCCCACUGUGAGCGGCCACUGACCCAGGAGGAGCUGCUCAGAGAGGCCAAGAUCACAGAGGAGCUCAACUUACGUUCACUAGAGACCUACGAGCGCCUCGAGGCUGACAAAAAGAAGCAGGUGCACAAGAAGCGGAAGUGCCCUGGGCCUGUGAUCACCUACCAUUCGGUGACAGUGCCGCUGGUGGGGGAGCCAGGCCCUAAGGAAGAGAACGUGGAUGUGGAGGGACUGGAUCCUGCCCCCACAGCUUCUGUGCCCACUCCCCGCACCGGUGCAGGCCCCGGAGUCCCUCCUGCUCGCUGCUCCCGUACCUUCAUCACUUUCAGUGACGAUGCGACAUUCGAGGAGUGGUUUCCCCAAGGGCGGCCCCCCAAGGUCCCCAUCCGGGAGGUCUGCCCUGUGACCCACCGCCCGGCCCUGUACCGGGAUCCUGUCACAGACAUCCCCUACGCCACCGCUCGAGCCUUCAAGAUCAUCCGCGAGGCCUACAAGAAGUACAUCACGGCGCACGGCCUGCCGCCCACUGCCUCGGCACUGGGCCCUGGCCCGCCCCCUACCGAGCCCCUCCCCGGCUCUGGGCCUCGGGCCUUGCGCCAGAAAAUUGUCAUCAAAUGAGAUGUGUGGUCCUUAGAAACCUUUCCUGCCCUGACUUGGGCUCUUACUGUUCCCCCUCCUCUCCCUGCUUCUCCCUUGGUCAUCUCUGCGCUGUUCAGCCCUUUUUCUUUCUCUUACCUCCCCCCCUCCCCGGUUCCUGUCAGUUUUAUUUGUGUUUUUUAAUCUAAUAAAAGAGAAAGAUCCCCUUUGUCUGGUGUCUCUUCUA
Molecule: messenger RNA, 1392 nt
Organism: Suricata suricatta (meerkat)
Lineage: Eukaryota; Metazoa; Chordata; Mammalia; Carnivora; Herpestidae
Gene: VPS72
Product: vacuolar protein sorting 72 homolog
Exons: 6
Coding region: 93-1187 (364 amino acids)
Biological process (GO): regulation of DNA-templated transcription; chromatin remodeling
Cellular component (GO): nucleus
Molecular function (GO): ATP-dependent H2AZ histone chaperone activity
Source: RefSeq, a predicted model, not a curated record